UGAAAUCCAUGAAAAAGUUCGGGGAAAUGCGCCAAAUAAUUGAAGCAUGAGAGGGAAUGCGAUUAAACUUAUACAUUUUAUUUGUUGUACUGAUAAAAAUGGCGGAGAGUAACCUAACGUUUUUUAAAUGUGGUCCACACGAUUGCUCGUUGGGAGAUCAAGAAGUUUGUGUGGAGAAGAUCAUGGAAACCGCAGCAAAUGUUUCUCAGUUUUGUGAAAAAGAUGUUUUUUGGAACGACUGUACAGAUCUGGAGUGCAAACUGAAUCAGUGCCGAGUUUUUAAAAUAACCACUUUUGAUGGGAGAAAAAAGACACCAAUUGUCAGCUGUGAGAUUCCCAAAGUACAGAGGAAGCGGGAAAGUUUAUCCUACUAUCCUCUAUACCCUCCAUCCACAGCAAUAUGGGCCUCUCUGUCAACCCUUCUUAGCCUCCUACCGCUCAUAUUUGGACUCGGUUAUCUUACUGUUUACUACUGUGGAUUCAAAAACAAACCAUAUAAAUUAAAAACCAGUGUUGGUGUACAGUUUCCUCCUGCUGAAGAUGAGUAUGAAGAUGAUGAAACUUUAUCCUCCUCUUCUCUAAGCUUAUCAUACGUGUCUGUUGUUAGAGAAUAGAUGAUAUUGUGUACAGCAUAAUAAAUAUAUUAUCAAUAGAUUGAACAA
Eurytemora carolleeae is the source of this 662-nucleotide messenger RNA. RefSeq lists its product as uncharacterized. The transcript is spliced from 4 exons. Lineage: Eukaryota; Metazoa; Arthropoda; Copepoda; Calanoida; Temoridae. The record is from RefSeq and is a predicted model, not a curated record. The coding region runs from base 57 to 614 and encodes 185 amino acids.